Molecule: messenger RNA, 2927 nt
Organism: Syngnathoides biaculeatus (alligator pipefish)
Lineage: Eukaryota; Metazoa; Chordata; Actinopteri; Syngnathiformes; Syngnathidae
Product: transmembrane protein 164
Exons: 6
Coding region: 391-1332 (313 amino acids)
Source: RefSeq, a predicted model, not a curated record
AGGAGCGUGGCGGAGCCAGUUUGCAGCGCAAGUCUGAGAGGCAACAAUCGGGGAUUAAUCCGCCCCGUUGGGUGGCUAGGCUAGCUGCUAGCCGCUCGUUCCUUGGUGCAAAGUCGGGCUCGAACUUCCUGAGAGCGGGCGAGCAUGCCGCAGAUCAUGCCGGCCACAGCCCGAGUGAGGAGACGGCGCAACUAUUAGUCGCCUGCCUCUUCCGGAAGCUGGAAGUUUUUCACCCGCCGCCGCCGCCGCAGAAGAAGAAGGAGGAGGAAGAGGAAGAGGAUGAGGAUGAUGAUGAUGGUUGUUGGCGGCUAAUUAGCUAGCCGAGACGGGGCAAGGCGGCCCGUCCAUGUCUUCCUCUCCACCGACUGCCACAGGGAAAUCUCGCAGUUGAUGUUUCGCCAAGAAGUCACUGUGACGUCUUUUAUUCCGUCUUGUUCGUAUCUUUUCCAACACGAGAAGAGGAACAUGUCCAGGUACAACAUCUACAGCCUGCUCGACUGGGUGUACGGCGGGGUGGACCCCAAGUUCGAGGGCAACGGGGGCCCAGACUGCGCCGCCUUCCUGGCGCCUCAGCAGCGCAUCGGCGAAAGUCUGGUGGUGCUCCUCGUUUCCGUGUUGGAGAUCGGCCUGGCUCUCAAGAAAAUCAACCUGUCCAGAGAGCUCAGGGUGCUGGGGAAAGAGUGCACCGGGUCCAAGGAAGACAGCCUGGCCAAGAACUUGUUGCUUGUUGCGCUCUGCAUGACUUUUGGAGUGGAGGUGGGCUUCAAGUUCGCCACCAAGACUGUCAUCUACCUGCUCAAUCCCUGCCAUGUGGUCACCAUGAUCCAGAUCUUUCUGCUGGCCUGCCCGCCGUGCAAGACCGCCAUGAUCGUGUUUCGGCUGCAGGUUCACAUGUUGAACGGCGCGCUGUUGGCGUUAAUGUUCCCCGUGGUCAAUACGAGGCUGCUGCCCUUUGAAAAGGAGAUUUACUACAUUCAGCACUCCAUGCUCUACCUGGUGCCACUUUACCUGUUCCGGAAAGGAGGCGUGUACAAGCCCGAGCCCCUGGGAGACAUUUGGUGGGCGCUGCUGUCCACGGGCAUCCUCUUCCUCUAUCACUUCCUCUUCUUACAAGUCCUUGGCCUGAUGACGGAGGUCAAUCUGAACAACAUGCUGUGCCCGGCCGUGUCGGACCCCUUUUACGGGCCUUGGUACCGCGUGUGGGCGGCGGGCCACCAGACCCUCCUGACGCUGAUCCACGGGAAGGCUCUGACGCUGCUGUCGCAGCAGGCGGCCCCCGCGUGCAGACACCUGCUGGACGCGCUCGGACUGCGCGGCAAAAAAGUCGACUGAGGCGCCGACGUCCGCCGGCCUUUUCCGUCGCUGGUAUUUUUAUUUUGCUUUUAUGGUGGUUUUUACUGCAAUCCAUCCCACGUCUGGUCCGCGUACGUACGUUUCAGAGCUGCCGGUCGUCCUCAGUCUGCUCGGUAUGUACGACGAUUUUCACACAACUGUCAUAGUCGUAAGUCAUUUCUUUUGCUGCCUUGUUUUUUUUUGGUCUGCUGCUGUCACUCUUCUUCAUGUGCGAAAUGUGCGAGGUGACGCGUUAUUUGCGCUGUCACUUCCUGCUUGGAGUCGGAAGAGCGCCGGCGAGGGUCAAAAGUCUUGAAUGUGGGGAAACGAGUGUGCGUUUUUCCCGUCCCCUUCAGCCAUUCAAGUGAAGCGAUAAGGAGGGAAUGUUGUGUGGCUGUCAGUCGUCAUCACUGGAAUUUAGUAGAAUGGGGUUCAAAAGUGGAAACUGGAUCUUUAUGUCCGGAAGGUGUCCUCUAUUGAAACAUUCAAGAAUUGUCCCAUCUUUUUGGAUGAAGUCCGGUGCAUUCUGUCAUGUCCUCUUCCACUUCCAAGGAAGUCGUGUAUUUUUUUCCUAUUUGUAUUUUGUUUCCACCGAGGCGUUGUCGUACGUCGGCAAACUUCAACUUUGCGUGUUGCUUGGCGUCCGCAAAGAAAUUUCACUGGCUCCGCCAACACCAUGAUCCCAAUGAUCUUUGUGUCGUUGGGUGCCGUUGAUAAGGAAGUAUUAAUAUUUCAUCAGUCGGGUUACGUAUCAUUUCAAGUGUGUGGGAUGCAUCGUUGGAGCAUAUUACAUAUACGUAUAUAUUGUACUUCAAUGUAAAGAAGGGAUUUUUUUUUUUCUACUCUUAUGGGACAAUGUGUGGUUCUUAAUUAAAGUUGUUUGAGUUGAGCAAGGUCGUUGGGAUUUUCUUACCUCCGAGCAAUUCUGUGCUCAUAUUUGGGACCUUUAAAAUAUUGACUUCAUCUUUGUAAAGAAUAUCGGGGUCCCUGUACUGCUUUAGUUUCAGCAACUUUUGUACGUGCCUUCUUGUGGGGAAUUGGUUAUCAUUUAGACAGGCCAAAGAAUGAGUGACAUUAGCUGGAAGUCGGCUCGAAACCUUAACAAUCAGAAUGGCGGACGUUCAUUCAUUCAUUUUGACUAACUAACGGCAACGUCCUAAAAAGGGGGGGGGGGGCGAGGGGGAUCUCUGCUCAAAUAAAACAAAACACGCUGUUCUGAGUUGACUUUUUUUAUUGAAUAAAUGAUUUUAAAAGAUAACUAUUUAAAACAUCUUCACAUCCACAACUUACAUACUCAGAUAACCCAGCCAGCUCUAUAUUUCCUUUGACCCAUAACUUAUUUGCAUUUUUUUUUUUUUUAAAUACAUUUCAAUAUUGUCUUUUUUGCUUUUUUUUUUUUUCCCUUUUCCUUGCUGGGGGUCUUCCGAUCAUGAUUUUUAUUGUAAUGCUCAUUUCAAGUCUUAUCAAACAAACAGCAAUUCAAGGAUAGGAGGAAGGUUCUAGCUCUACAAGGUCGGGAUCUCAUGGGUUCCCCCAUCAACAUUUUCAAGUUACUAAAGCAGAGUAAAAACAAGAUUCCCAAAAAAAAAAAAAAA